AUGACUAUCCCCAAGUGCUGCAUUUGCAAGGAAGACUACACUGACGAAAAUGGGGACCGAAUUCCAAAGAACUUGGGUCAGUCUCUUAUGAAAAUUUAGAUUUUUUAUUGUUACUUCCGAUUUUCAGCAUGUGACCACUCAAUGUGUCUAGAUUGCGCUGAGCAACUGGUAGCAAACGGACAAAUUGUCUGUCCUUGGUGCCGAAACACAACCAACGUGGAGAACAACGAUGUAAAAGUGUUGCGUAAGAAUUUCGGCCUCCUACAAGCAAUUUAUGAUGCAAAAUUUGCCUUGAAUCAAAUGGCAAGAGUGAGUUUUAAACUGAACGUUUGUAAAAGAAUAAUACCUUUUCUUGAGGAGUUGAAAAUUACCUCUCCUCCCCGUUGCACUGUCCACACGUAUAAUUUGGCUGAAUUUGUGUGUGUAGUAAGAGUUGUCCCGAAAGUUCUCAAUGCCAUCAGUUCAUCUUUCUAGACUAAAACGUGUGAGUCGUCUGACAAACUGAUGUGCCGAACUUGCGAAGAGUUCGGAGUUCACAAAGGGCACGAAAGAGGUCUACUUCAGGAUGAAAGUGAACGAAUCAGACAGAUGCUGCGGAAUGCUGAGGAGAAGCUGGAAUCAAUGACGUCAAACACUGACGAAUUGAUUUCAGCGUCUGUAAAGUAUGAGAAAGAAUUUUGUUCGGGAACGGAUAUUAAGACGCGUCAGCGUCGUCCAUAAGACUCAACCACCGUGACGCAUGAAAAUUUCAGAGUGAUCUGAUUGGUCCCAUAUUAUAACGAAUUGUUACCCCCAUGGCACUGAUACCAAAAAAGGAUAUUAGGUCCGGCUCCAUCCAUGGUCCCUGUUCAGAUCGCGGUCCCUUGAUCGGUCAACCACUGUAACUUUGUUCAAAAAAAUCCUAGCGACUCAGGCUCAACGCCAUUCGAUUCCUCGCUUCUUUUUAAGCAUUUUUCAUAUGGGGAUCAAAAAUUUGCCAAUCGGAUCACUGAAAUAUUCAUGCGUUCUGGUAGUCAGUUUUGGCCGAAUCUUACAGAAAACGCGUGUUCACUUUACAGAGCUCAAUUAUCCUUCAGCACUGAAAGUGAUGAUUACAAACAGAAGGUUAUGGAGGUGUGGUCAUCAGAAAAACAUAUUUGAAGAAAAAAAAAUAGUUUACUUGUCAGAUAAACUUGCACUUUGAUAAAAUGAGAAGAUUGGUCGAUGAGCGAGAGGAAGAGGCUUUGGAAAUGCUACGUUCACUGAAGAGUGCUCAAAUUGAAAUUUUACAAGAGAAAGAAUUUUUUCUUAACGAUAGAAGAGAAGAUAUUUUGAUUCAAAAAAAGAAUCUGGCAGAGAUGCUCCGCUUCAAAAAUUCCAAACUUGUCGCAAAUAAAACCGUGAUCGAGACAUUCUGUCGAGCAAUUCAGGAGAAUCAGGAGUUCGUGUUUGAAGGUCAGUCGUUGAGUGCUCAUUUUCAGUUAAAAAAGCGAGCUUCAGAAAAUCAAAAAUCGUUGUGUGAAGUUUUUGUGGACUUCCCGGAGUUUCAAUGCGGAAAAACCACUGUUGAUUUCAAAGCGUCGGAAGAGAAAUGAGAAACGCUUACAUAAAAAGUUGUAUUUUGUCUGAAUCUGUCAUCAAAAACUCUUUAUUCCACUUUUUUGAAUGUAUUAUUUAUAAAGAAGACUUAUUAAUAAAAAAGUGCAAAAUGAUCAAAUACAGAGUUAUUGAGCUCACAAAGUGUUCUAUUCACUAGUUUAGAAAUAUUAAAUGAUUUUUAAGAUAAAAGUGAUGAACAAUUCGAAGAUCUUAGAGUAGGGCGAAGAAAAAUACUUUGAGGCACCAGAUCGGGCCCUAAAUAUGAUUUUGUUCGGAAAUUAAUGCUAUCCUUUACUUCUAUGUGCUAUUUUCUUCUAGUUUUGUCUUAAUUGGAUACACGAGAACACCUUUUUUUGCCAAACAGUUCGCCGCCGCUCUCACCGUUUUGAAGACAUGCUGCAUGAUAGCCGUUGUCGAGCCGAUCAAUCGAUUUUUCGGCAUUCGUGAUCUUUCGUAUUUUUUUCUCGUCGUUGCUGCUUUGAAAUAAUUUCAAAACUGUCUUUGCAGGUCAGAAAACUCCGCGGAGCCGUCUAUUCACCGGUGCCAGUUCGUUUUCCAAUCGUGUCGUCGAAUAUUCUCACGGUAGGUUCGCAUUUUUUCAAAUCAUCAAUCAAUAAUCACCUAUUCCAGGAGAAUAUGCAAGUUUAUGGAUCUCUACGAGUUUUUAAAGGAAAAGAAAACGCCUAUUCCCUUCUCUCGUCUGGGUUCUGCCAGUCGGAGUUCAGUCUGGGCUCAACAACAACGUCUCGCUCGUUCGGUGUUUCAGGAAUGCCACCUCCACGCUCGUGCACUGCUUCGACUGGAACGUUGGCCGACAAAAAGGUACCACUCGUUACGACGCAUGGCCGUGCUGAUUCCCAGAGAAUGUCGUUCUUGGUAAGAUCACAAGAACCUUGAAAGACUGACCAAACUAAAUUUUAGAAGCCCGAAGGCAUCCAACACGUGGCUGGAAUCAACGGAAUAACCGCCGAAAGCUAUGAGGAAUUAUGA
Molecule: messenger RNA, 2568 nt
Organism: Caenorhabditis sp. 36 PRJEB53466
Lineage: Eukaryota; Metazoa; Nematoda; Chromadorea; Rhabditida; Rhabditidae
Source: the annotation of a GenBank genome assembly